AUGACAAUGAGUCAAGUGCAACAGCCUCCCGUUCUUCUCCUUAGCCACGGCACCACCCUUCUCACUGGGGAACAAUCCCAUAUCCGUGAUUACUGGCUAUCCCACGGGGACAAGGCCAUCCAGUAUGGAAUAAAAGGUGUCAUCAUCAUGGGGGCCCAUUGGAAUAUUCGGGGACGAAAAGUGCGCGUUGCCACCAACACAAAUCCUGUACCCCAGAAUAUUCCACUCGUGAGACGGUCAGAAUACGUUGAUUACAAGUGCACCGCUGAUGUCAAGACCGCAAAACGAUGUCUUGAGAUGCUCAGAGCUGCGGGCUUCGAUUCAGAGGAAGACCCCAAGUUCAAUUGGCUGAUUGAUACCUUUCCCGUACUCCUCCGCAUGUUCCCUAAGGGUUGUCCACCCGUAACAAUUAUAUCGCAGAACCAGUACUUUGAUCCCCACUACCAUCUUGAGAUCGGUAGAGUGUUGCGCCCGCUUCGAAAGGAGGGCUAUCUUUUUAUUGGAUCUGGAGGUGGCGUGCACAAUCUAUAUCGCACAGAUUGGAAGUACAUGCGCACAUACAGAGACAACUUCGCGCAGGAAAGGCCGCCUGAUGAAACCCAUCUCGAGUUUCGACAGGCACUGGAGGAUGUCAUUUGCAAGAAUGGAGGAGGGCCUGAUUUGAAGCGGGGAAUUGUUCGUCUAAUGAAGCAUCCGAAUUACCGCGAUGCUCAUGGGACUGAUGACCAUUAUAUGCCCACCUGUUUUGUGGCGGGUAUAGUGGGCGAGGAGGAGGACCGUGGGGAUCCUGCGACAUUGGGAGCUGAAGUUUGGGAGUUGCGCAACCAAGGUGAAACUCAGUUUGCUAUUGGAGAUUGGCCAGAUGUUGCGAUCCGAAUCUUAUAA
Messenger RNA from Trichoderma breve, 885 nucleotides. Its product is annotated as catalytic ligB subunit of aromatic ring-opening dioxygenase domain-containing protein. Gene Ontology annotation, molecular function: oxidoreductase activity, acting on single donors with incorporation of molecular oxygen; ferrous iron binding; zinc ion binding. The record is from RefSeq and is a predicted model, not a curated record. NCBI's taxonomy places the organism in Eukaryota, Fungi, Ascomycota, Sordariomycetes, Hypocreales, Hypocreaceae. The transcript is spliced from 3 exons. Bases 1 to 885 code for a protein of 294 amino acids.